Capsaspora owczarzaki ATCC 30864 is the source of this 1297-nucleotide messenger RNA. Its product is annotated as signal peptide peptidase. Gene Ontology annotation, cellular component: Golgi-associated vesicle membrane; lumenal side of endoplasmic reticulum membrane; cytoplasmic side of endoplasmic reticulum membrane. The record is from RefSeq and is a predicted model, not a curated record. The transcript is spliced from 12 exons. NCBI's taxonomy places the organism in Eukaryota, Filasterea, Ministeriida, Capsasporidae. Gene Ontology annotation, biological process: membrane protein proteolysis. Bases 54 to 1139 code for a protein of 361 amino acids. Gene Ontology annotation, molecular function: aspartic endopeptidase activity, intramembrane cleaving.
UUUUCAUUUUCAUUCGUUCACUUUUCUACUUUGCUUCGAGUGCGACGAGUUCGAUGACCGAAGCAUCCGACCCGACUCCCGCCUCGUCCAUGCUCGCUCCAUGGGCUGCAAUGCUCACGGAUCCCGCCGUCUAUGCGAUUCUCGGGUCGUCGCUCUUCCUCGUCUGGCACGGCUCAGAGCGGUCUGCUCAGGCGGUUGCUGCGGUCAAGCGGAACGAACAACCCGCCGAAUAUAUUCAGACAAUGUCCAAACGCGAGGUGCUGCUGUUUCCAGUCGUCGGGUCGUUCACUCUGCUCCUGAUCUUCUUCUUGUUUGAGUGGAUUCAAUUCCUGCUCAUCAUUUCGCAGACAGUCAUGGCAUGCAGCUCUGUGGCAUUUCUCAUAUCGCCUCUUGUACAUGCGUGUCUGGCUCGCACAUUUCCUCACGCGAUGCGAUCCGGUCUGUCUAACUGGUGCACUUGGGGCGAAUUUUGCUCGAUUGCGCUGGCAGUUGGUGUGACACUCGUAUGGAUGUACAGCGGGCAUUGGCUCCUGGUCGACAUACUCGGGUUUGGCAUUUGUGUUGUCGGCAUCACGUUCAUUCAAAUUCCCAACGUGAAGCUGGUCACCCUGCUUUUCGUCGGACUACUGCUCUACGACGUCUUCUGGGUGUUUUUUUCUGAACGCUGGUUUCAUUCGAACGUCAUGGUGGAAGUUGCCACCAAAGAAGCGGCCAAUCCGAUGGUCUCUGUUGCCAAAGUUCUGCACAUUCCAAAGAUUGCAGAGUCGAGUUCGCAAGUUUUGGAACUUCCCGUGAAGCUCAUCUUCCCAAAUUCGUUCACAAGCUCGCCACGACAUUUCUCCAUGCUGGGCCUUGGCGACAUUGUCAUUCCCGGGCUAUUGGUUGCGUUGGUUCGCCGGAUAGGAGACACGGACGCGCUCAAGUUUCGUUACUUUCAGGCGUCCUUGAUUGGGUACUUUUUCGGUGUCCUUAUGGCCAUCGUGAUGUCUCGUAUUUAUGGAGUGGCGCAACCAGCGCUUCUCUACCUUGUACCCAGUACGCUGUUGGCCGUUGGUUGGGCCACUGCGCGAAAGGGCGAGUUCCAUCGAUUCGUGCAAUUCGAUCAAUCUGAAGAAAAGUACCUGCUACCAAAGCCGUAGCUUUUGUGAAACCAAUGUCAUCUACUGUUAUUGUUGAAACUCUUCCUCCAGUAUUGUUCAUUGGGUGGUGUUCGCUUUUAAGUGAUAUGAAGUCAACGCGUCGCUGUCGAAGCGAUCCAAUUCUUGAAUGUUGCCAAAACUGAAUGAGUUGAACUUCC